Molecule: messenger RNA, 2375 nt
Organism: Drosophila willistoni
Lineage: Eukaryota; Metazoa; Arthropoda; Insecta; Diptera; Drosophilidae
Gene: sqd
Product: RNA-binding protein squid
Exons: 8
Coding region: 176-1237 (353 amino acids)
Biological process (GO): regulation of gene expression
Cellular component (GO): nucleoplasm
Molecular function (GO): RNA binding
Source: RefSeq, a predicted model, not a curated record
GCUGCCUAUUUGUCAUUUUCCGGUCGUCAUUUGUACGUGCGAGUUUUCGACGAGUGUGUGUGUAAAAAUAGAAUAGAUUUUUUGGUUAAAGAAUCAGCCUCGCAAGAACGUUUUUAAUUGGCAUAUAAAAAAAGAGCAGAAGUUACUACUCCGCACACACACCGCAAUUAACAAAAUGGCCGAUAAAAUAGUCGACAGUGAAAUGAACGGUGAAGACUUCACCAAGGAUGUGACCACCAAUGACGUGCCCACCCCCACUGCUACCGAAAAUGGUGAUGCGGCGGCAGCUUCAGCUACCGGCUCCAACAAUAGCAAUAGCAACGGCAGCAACUCUGAAAGCGGUGCCGUAGUCAACCAGCGUGAUGACGACAGAAAACUUUUUGUUGGCGGCCUUAGCUGGGAAACUACUGAGAAGGAACUCCGCGAUCAUUUUGGUAAAUUUGGCGAUAUUGAUAGCAUCAACGUUAAAACAGAUCCCCAGACUGGACGUUCUCGUGGAUUUGCCUUCAUCGUAUUCACCAACACCGAGGCUAUUGAUAAAGUUAGUUCUGCGGAAGAACAUGUCAUUAACGGCAAGAAAGUCGAUCCCAAAAAGGCAAAGGCACGCCAUGGCAAAAUCUUUGUGGGUGGCUUGACUACUGAAAUCAGUGAUGAGGAAAUCAGAACUUAUUUCAGUCAAUUCGGCACGAUUGUUGAGGUUGAGAUGCCAUUCGACAAGCAAAAGUCACAGCGCAAAGGAUUCUGCUUUAUUACCUUCGAUUCAGAGCAGGUUGUCACCGAUUUGCUAAAGACACCGAAACAGAAAAUCUCUGGCAAGGAGGUGGAUGUUAAGAGAGCCACUCCAAAACCUGAAAAUCAAAUGAUGGGCAUGCGUGGUGGUCCGCGUGGCGGUAUGCGUGGAGGACGCGGUGGCUACGGACGUGGUGGCUACAAUAACCAAUGGGACGGACAGGGUUCGUACUAUGGCGGAUAUGGUGCUGGUGGUUAUGGUGCAGGCGGCUACGGUGAUUACUAUACCGGUGGCUACUAUAACGGAUAUGACUACGGUUAUGAAUACGGCUAUGGCGGCGGAUUUGAUGGUAAUGGCUAUGGCAGCGGUGGCGGCGGCGGCGGCAAUAUGGGUGGUCGCGGUGCCGGUGGACCCCGUGGCGGCGGCGGUCCCAAAGGCGGCGGCGGUUUUAAUGGUGGGGGCAAACAGCGAGGCACGGGACGUCAGCCAAGACAUCAACCCUACUAAGUAAAAGAUACAUCAAUAUAUAUGUUUAUAUAUAUAUCUAUAUCUAUAUAAUAUAUAUUGGGGACAUUCUCGACAGAAAUAACUACAAACUAUUUGAAUUUUUGCUUAGUUUAGUUUGUUAUGCAUCUAACUACAAUACAACACACCUCUAAAUACAUAUAUCCAAAAAGAAAAGAAAAGAACAGAAUAAACAACACAAAUAUAUAUAAUUAUAUAUAUAUAUAUAUACAUAAAUAUAUAGUAAAGCGACUGCAGACAAACGGUAAACCACCUCUCAUUCUCAUGGCAUAUUUAGCAAGGCGUCAAUACUGGCAUUGGGAACAGUUGAUGAAAGGAGAAUUAAAUCUUACACACAUUUCGUGUGUGUGUAUGUACCAUUCCAACAACAAAAACUAGAUCAACAACAACAACAGAAGAGAUACAAUAACUACAACAACAACAAUAAUAAUAAGAAAGAAUAUCGAAUGUGUACACAAACAAAACACUCGAGUUUAACAACGCGGCAUCAUUUAUAUACAUAUAGUUAGGCUUAGACGACAUGUAAUUUUUCAGCAAGUGGCUAAUUUUUCAAAGCCGCACGCUCAUUAAGCCAGCAAAACUCUCCCACCAAGAUACCAUAUAUAUAUAUAUAUAUAUAUACAUAUAUAUAAACUCCCUCCACAAACCACCACUUAGAAACCACACAAACACACUCCAUAACACUCCACACACACACAAACACACACACAGACACACAUACAGGCACACACACUACAGGCCCCUCUCACCAGACAUACAAGCCACGCCCCCAUUUACCCGUUGUGUGUCGAAACAAAUUAGUUUCGUUUCAUUUAGUUUCUUUUUUUUUCUAAUGUAGUCUCAUACAUUAGGCAAGGUAAUUGUUUAACGUGUUAAGCACAGGGAAAUAGACACAAAACUUAAAAAAGAAAAAAAGAAAACAGCUAAAAUACAAUAGGCCUUAAGUAUUUGUUUAAAUUUAAUUAUUAAUAACUGUAAUAUGUAAUAACUAUCAACAAAAGAGAAGAGAACAAAACAAAAAAAAAAAGAGAAAAACAAUUAUAUAAAAAAGAAAAACAAACAAAUGCCAGCUUGCUGGUGUUCCUGCGGGACAAACUAUUAAAGUCCGCGUCCAAACAAA